Porites lobata is the source of this 12525-nucleotide messenger RNA. The record is from the annotation of a GenBank genome assembly. Lineage: Eukaryota; Metazoa; Cnidaria; Anthozoa; Scleractinia; Poritidae.
GGGACGAGGAAGGAAGAGAGGUCGCCGGAAAAAAUGGCGGACGCAUGGAAGACUGAUGAGUGGAGCAAUAAUAAGAAUAUCUUCGGGAUAAGUGAUGAAAAAGACGGGUAUUGACUUCCGUCCUCAAGGGCUAAGCAACAGAAAAUAGAAGAUUGAAAUAACAGCGACAGAAAUGAGCCGAAAAGAGUUUCACAAGAAAAAAUAUGACGAAUUUGUCGAAAAGCAAGAAAACCAUAGGGGAAGAAAGUUUGCUGCCUCACGAAGAAAAAUGAGAAAUCCAUCUCAUGGGAGAUCGAAAGCUUUUAAACUGAAUAUCGAAAUGAUGAAUGCGGACAGGGAGUCAAGAGAAUCACUUUCUCGUAUUCAGCAAUCUCGCGCGGAAGCAAGUAGCUCGAAUUUAUCCUGUUUAGAGACUAAAGGCAGUUGUCGCGAAGAAACUAGAGCCAAGAAAAAUGAAGAACAAAGCUCUGUUGUUCGAGAUAUCCUUUUGUGUUAAUUUUUUACCAGUCACAGUGGAGGUGUAUUCUGAUUAAUUCGUCUGGCUGCUUUAUGCUAAGAUUUUCACUACUUAAAGAUAAAUUAAUUUUAAAAUUUCUGUGUAGCCUCCAUACAUUAGCAUCAUGCAAGUACAAAAUACAGGUCACAUCAUUCCAUGGGUUGGCUUACAGGACACAGGGUGUCACAAGACAAAUUAUUUAAAGGUCUGGCCCCAGUUGUUUAAAAGGCGGAUAGCACUAUCCACCUGGCCCUGGUUGUUCAAACGUUGGAUAGUGCUAUCCACCGGAUAAAUCACUAUCCAGCAGAUAAGUGUUAUGGAAGGCGAUUAAGCUAUCCGCUGGGUAGUGAUUUAUCCGGUGGAUAGCGCUAUCCAACUUUUAAACAACUGGAGCCAGAUAAAUCUCUAUCCACCGGAUAGCGCAAUUGGUUUCCCUAAUAUUUAUCCACUGGAUAGUGAUUUAUUCAGUGGAUAGCGCUCGCUAUCCAGCUUUUGAACAACUGGGGCCAGAACUUUAUUAUCUUCGUCAUCAUCAUUUGAGCUGUGAAGCCAGCUAUGCCUACAAUUUUUAAGUCAUUUGUUGAUAAAGCACUGACUGGUAAUCUUGAUCUGUGGAAUGUGACCUUAGUGCAUUUGUACCUGCCAAUACUUUACAAGGUACCCUGUAAGCAGUGGUUUCUCCAGGCCGGAUGCAACAGGAGUGGUUUCUCUCACUUCAUAGUAUUAAGUGUCCAUCCUGAAGAAACCACUGUGCACAGGGUAUUUACAAGGCUGUGCUCUGAGAAAAAUUGAGAGGAGCCCAGUUCUUUGAACUUAUGAAAUCCAGAGUGCCCAGCAUAUAAUAACAUUAUUUCUAUGCUAGGGACUAAAAAUAGGUACCAGGGGCCAUGGGACACUGCUAGAGUGCAGCCUUACUUUAGUUAAUCUGUUAUUCUCGGUAAACAAAUGGGAAAUUUCUUACUGCACUGUCCUAUUGAGUUAUGGUUGCAAUGGUAGGGGAACCACUGAAGUUGUUCAAUCAGUUCCAAGUUUGUCCACACCCUACUGCCUGCUGAUAUGAUAUUUGACCAAUCUGUUGGCCAACAUGUAUUUUAGGUUCUUAAUGUUACAAGAAAAGCAGUGAUUGUGAACAGAGUGGGUCUCUGAAAAUCUCAAUGCAAGUUGCUAUGGCAUGUAUGUGUUAAGUACAUUUCAAGCUACCGUUUAAAAUGAAAUAAUAAUAACACUUGCUCCCCUCAGAGUUUCCAUCUAAAUUUUAUCAUAAUUGUUAUUCCUUAACUAUGAUUACAAAUUCCAGGGUUCUAUUAUGACCCAGCAAAGAAAAGAUACUUCAGAAUUUCCAAAGACCAUCCUGGCAAGAAGUUUGUUUUAUGUCAGUGUGGUGGGUGGAAAGAUGUCUCACACCAAAGUAACAAUAGAGUAAUUCCCAGUAAUAUCAAGGUCAAUAAAGUAAGUACAUUGUUGUAUUUCUGUUUAAUCAUUUACCAUAUUGGUGGCAUGGAAUAAUAGACCUAAGUGACUUGUGAUGUUUUAUCAAAUUCUCUAUUAAAAAAUAGAAUGUUAUUAUUUAUUCCAUUCUUUACAGUCGUAGUCACAACACUCAUUACAGUCACGACACUCAUUACAGUCACAACGCUAGUCACAGUCAUAACACUUGUCACAGACAUAACACUUGUCCCAUUCACAACACUCAUCGCAGUCACAACACUUGUCAGUUUAUCAGAAGUCACUUGGGGCUUUUUUAGGGAUGAAAAGGUUUACAAUAAAGAAAUUUCUGGUUGUCCUGUGAUUCCAGAGACCAGCAAAGAUGUCCAUUGUUCAGCACCUUCAACAGAGGCAGUAUGUCUGUUCAUCUCAAGCCCCACAAAGGUAACUUAGCGUCCUCUGUGACCAAGAAUAAAGUUAGCCAAGGGUGAUUUGUUCGCUGAUGUUGGUAAACAAGAAAUCUCUUGUUAAUUUAUUGACAAGGCUAAAAAUAUAUAUUAAAAAAAAAAAAAACUCUAAAUGUUUUCGACACCAGGAUCUGAUGACCUAGUGUUGACAAUGUUCGGAUUUUUAUUUUUUAAAUAGAUAUUUUUAGACUGCAAAUAGUUCACUUUUUAGCCUUAAGCGAAUUUUAAGGACAAGAAAUUUCUUACUCCUAAAGAAUGUUUUUUUGCACAUGACUGAAGAUAAGGUAGUACAUCAUAACCCAACCCCCAUCUACUGUUCUGUAACCAUAAAACACAAAGGACAGGUGGGGGAAGGGCAGGGUACAAAAAAUGUGCUGUUCAACAGCCCAGAGCUGGUGGAGCAACCCAUGUUUUUAUUACGAGUUAUCCAAUGAGCAAACAACAUUUGCAGAGAAAAUGCAGUAACUGGGCUAGUAAAUUAUUUUGUAAACUCGACUUGCAGCCACUUUUUGUAGUGAAAGAGUUGACUGUGUAUGAUUUAUCCUUUAAGUUGUUACCUUCAUCUUUCUUCAGAAAUAUGUUACAAAAGCUCAUUCGUCUCUUGAAAGUGAAGCAGAGGUUAAGCUUAGACCCUGUCUCUGGAAAUGACAUUCCAGCGCAUAGAUAUGCCGUGUUCAGAAUAGAGGUGAGUGCCAUGCUGUACAUUUUUUUUAAUAUUCAGGCAUUCAAAUACCGGGUGUGACAAAUGCUGGUAAAUAAGGUUAUUUCUCAAUAGCAUUUGCAAUAUUUUGUAUGGAUUGCAAUGAUUGGACGCAGUAUUUUGUGAUUAGUGUUUUGGAAUAACACCCUAUUACAAACCUCAAAAGCCACAUAAAAAUGUCAUGAAUGGUAAGCUGUUUGUUUGUUUAUUAUUUAUUUAUUUCAACAUUUCAACACUGGAAAUGGAAUUUUGCAUAGUGCUCUACCUGCAAUUUUAGUAGAUAAAUAACUCAAAUAAAUAAAUGAAUUUUAUUUGAAUGAAUAAAUUACUGAAUAUAGAAUGAAGAUGAUGUGAACUGUGCAAAUAAAAAAUUAAAUGAAGAUAUGAUUGGUGCAGUGGUAACUGUAAUUUAAGCAAUUGCAAAUUAACCCUAAAAAAUUUCAGGACUUCAACAGGAUUUAAACCCAUGGUCUAGCACUGCAGUGCUCUACCAACUGAGAUAUGUUUUGGCAUUAAUUUGCAAUUGCUUAAAUUGGAAUUUCCACUGUAACAAUCAUAUAUUUAUUUAAAUUACUAAAUAGUUAAAAAAAUAGUAGAGUUGUUUUUACCAAGUAAGUAAGAAUUUAACUUAAAUUAUUAAAUGUAAAUCUAGCAUGCAUGAUAAGGUGAGGCUGAAGAAGACUCACCUACAUUGUGCACGCCUGUACAGUACAGUUCAUCCCUGAUUGGGGUAUAUCACAGAAAAGCAACAACAUUUCCAGAUCACUAUUGCAGGUAUGAGUGACUGAGUUUCAAUAAUUCCCUGAUGAACAUGUCCACAGGGAAACCUUUAGUUAAGCUCAGUCUCCCUGAGGAAAUGGCCAAGUGAGUUUGACUGUAUUAUCUUUUAUUUUUUGAACAGCCAGAUGCAAAUCAUAAAAGGCUUCUAACAUUAUAUGAGACUGUACCACCUGGAAACCAAAUGUAAGUUUUUCCAAAAUUAAAAAAUAAUAGACUUUUUAGUGGACUACUUUUUUGUGGACUAAAGGAUCAUGUAAUAUGCAUUGAAAAACUGGUGCAAAUAUUCGAAUGCAUUAUACGUAAAGCUCUUUUUACUGUCUCUUGGCUCUUAUUACCAUCGUCAACAUCACCCCAUCACUUUCAUAUGAAAUUACAGGUAAAGGUAGGUAAAGGCACACAUGAGCCAAAGGCCCAAACAGUUGGAGCUUAUCCUGGUUUCCUACUCCUCCCUGGGCAGGAUGCUAGUCCAUCGAAGGGUUACCCCCCAGUAGUACAUGUAUGUUGCUGAUACCCAUUUAUACACCUGGUUGAAGAGAGUCAAAGUGAAGCAAAGUUCCUUGUCUAAGGAAACAACACAAUGGGCAAGGCUUGAACCCCGGACCUCCAGAUCUGGAGUUCAAGGUGUUAACCGCUUGGCAACACAUGCCUCCACUAUGAAAUUAUUGAUGUGGCCAAUAGUUCGAAAAAUGCUUUGUCCUGCUUUCUUGCUUCUCCCCCUAGAUUUUAUGCUUUGUAAAUUAUCAUACAUAAUUAUUAAAUUAUCAUAAUCAUCAAUUUUGUCAUCAUUAUCAUUCUUAUCAUUGAUAUUGUUGUUGCUAACAUCAUUAUUAUCAUCAUCAUUGUCAUCAUCAUCAUCAUCAUCAUCAUCAUUGUAACAAGGUUCAUUGUCAUUAUCAUUGUAAUCAUCACCAUCAUUGUUGUCAUCAUUGUCAUACCAAAAAGUAGACAUUAUCACUGCUACUGUCAGAACAGAUGCUUAGGGUGGGAUUUUUUUGUGUGUGUGUUUUAGAGCCCAAUUUCAUAAUUUAUCAAAUGACAGAAAGAAUAAUCUCGAGAUUGUGCAUCACAUGGCUAUGAUAAAGAAUCAGGUGGGAAUCUCUCUUACUCUUUUUUUUUUCGUAAGCACUUUUUUGUUUUUCUAUUGCUUUUGUUCCUUGUAUUCUCCUUUUUAUUGUGGUACUGUGCAAAUAUAUUGUAUUAUUGAUAAACGAUGUUGUAGAAAAUCAUUUUUAAAGUUUUUAUACAAGUACUGAACCUGUCCUGCUUUCUAUCAUUCUAGAAAAUAACAGGUCUAUUGUGGAGUCCCCACGAGUCUUCAAAAAAUCUCUACUUGUAUCCUUAGUUUACAAAAAUGUACAACUAUAAUUUUAAAAGACAAUAACUAAUAUUUGCUCGUAAUGACAGAGUCUUGUUAACCGAUUCUAAGUUUUGCGCCCAGGUGAAAUUUAAGGUUAUGCAUACUUAAAAGCUGGGCUACCUGUGAUCCUACCACCACAUUUACUACAUUAAACACCGCGGCGUUUAUUAAAUUUUCUGCGUUUCUAAUUCGGCGUUCAUUCAAUGGCGGUGUUAAUGCAAUGGCGUUUAUAAUCACAUUUCGUAAAUCACUGAAAACGGUAAAUGAUUUGUAAAUAUAACGUUUAACAAAAAGAUGUUGUGGUUCCAUUAUCUCUCGUUUAAUCGUGUAUGUCUGGAUGGUGUAGAUUACCAAAUUGUUCCGAGUUUCCGCAUUCUUUCGAUUGGGUGCGGCGUUAUUCGAGGGAGGCGUUUAUUGGUAAUUUUGUUUCCAUCUGCGGCGUUUAAUUGAGUAAAUACGGUAAAUAAAACAAAAACAAGGCCCAUUAAAUACAUUAUACUAGCAUAUUUAGACUGCCAAACAGUCCGUAUUUUUGCGUUUUCAAGUACGCGCGAGCAGUCAAACAAGGUCUGGAACGAGGCUGAAAACAGAGAGCAAGACUGGGGGGUGUGUGAGGCUCGCUCGCUUCGCGCACGUAAGACUCUUACGCCACGCUUUACCGAUUUCUUUACUGAUUUUGAGAAAAAAACCGACUGUUUUGCAGUCUAUAGUAUAUUAGGACACACAUGUUUCCUUAACUACUCCUUCCAGAAUAUCUCUACUUGGACACGGUACGAUGUCUGGAGAGACCAUGAUUUUUCAAGUGGAUGGUGCUGUACAACGUAAAUGUCAAUUUUUUCAAUACGUUAAGAUGAGUGUUAAGAACAAGCAUAUAAAGAGGUCAUGUCUCACUUGGCGUGAAUCUACCAUCAAUGCGUGAUAAUACUUGUUAUUUUUAGGGACUUUACGUAACCACGACGACGACGGCAACGGGAACGUCAAAAAACAAUAGGUUUAAUGAGCAAAACAACAACUCUGCACGUGCAUCACGCUUUUUUGUACAUUUCUUUGCCUUCACUGCGCAAGUACGACGUGAAAUGACCAAAUUGUAAGUUCACUUGGGAACGGGAACGGCAAGGCGAUAAAUUCUACCAUCUCUGUCCGAACUUGAGCGCGUUCCCCUCUCUUCAGCUCCAGCCAAAAUCCCCUUGUUUUAAGUAACAGGGCAAAUUGGGAUAAUCGCGAAAAAUUUUAAAAUGAUGCGAAGUCUGUUUUUCAGCUACGUUUUCAUGGACGUCGCCGUUGUCGGAUCGUAAGGUCCCUUUUAAUAUUACUAGAAGCGAUGUUUUGCCACUUUUGGCUGUAAAAACAAAAGAUAUAAGAAGAAAAUAGUGUAUGGAUGUUCUAUAAAUACAAGAAGAAACAAUAGAAUAAUAGACUUUUUUUCUUGUAGAACAUUCAAACGCUAUUUUCUUUUGACUUGAAAAUGAGGUCAAAGAACGUCAAAACGUCAUCAUAUCCUUUUAACGUUUUUAAAAAUUUCUUUAAAUGUUUUUAAGCAAAAUUUUAUUGCAAUUUUUUGUAGCCACACCUUUAAAAUGACACGGUAAUAGUUUACCACAGCGGGCAAAUAACGCUUUUGAUGUCAAUUAUUUGUCAAUCUCUUUGGUCGAACAACAUUUUGUUUUAAUUUAUGGGAAAGGUGUUUGAGCGGGUAAAUGCCACUCGACUGUGUUGUGAAAAAGGAAUGGCAAAUCUAACCUUAUCACUCUUUUACCAUUCUCCUUGCCGUCGUCUUCGUCGUUGCUUAACUUCCCUACCAUUACGUGACUCUUAGAGGGUAACUCGUUCAACUUCUCUUUCCCGUCUUUUAGUCUGCUGACUUCACAGUUAGUAUAGGUAAUGUCCUGAUUCCUCGUAAAAGGAAGCAUUAAUAUCACUUUUGUUUUCAGAAGUUGCAGGUUUUGUCCGAGUCGCGCAGAGACGAGGGCAAUUUCUGAUACAGAGGGCAAAAUUUAUUGUUUUUCUUAAAGCGCACGUUCUUACGUAAUUUCUUAGGAAACCAUUUGUGUUUAUUUUGGAUCAACCAUAAAAGCGCGAAUGAGGUGAAAUGUUUUCGCGACAAUUUCGCCUGCCAGCCGUUGCUAGGUAAUUUUGCCUUCUGUGGAGCGAAAAUUUACAAAAAAAUGCUCUCUGUCUUGACCAAUCAGCAUUCAGUACUUUUGUCCUCUGUGUUAUAAACGUGUUUAUACCACUAAAUGAGAAAUUUCUGCAAUUUGAUUGUCUUACAGCAGUGGUAUUUCAGCUUAAUUUGAAAUACCUACAUGUGAAAAUUACAAACCUUUUGCGGGUAGUAGUAUAAACAAAUAAUAGCAUGAUUUGUACGUGAUAUUUGGCAUAAAUACCACUCAUGAUAUUUCAAAAUUGCCUCAAAUUUCGUAUAACAAUUUUGAAAUAUCACUCAUGUUAUUUAUGCCAAAUAUUACUACUAAUCAUGCUAUUACCUAUACUAACACAUCUCUGACUUUUGGUAUUUUAGGAAUAGUUGGAAGAAAUACUGUUCAUGGAAAUUCAGUGUGGACCAAUGCCUGGAGUAGAAAUCCUCUGUUCAGUCAUAUAAUCAGUAUCGGUAAGUGGUGUUCAUUUAAUGGGCUGCUUUGUCACGGCAGUUCUGUCCACUCUUCAAGUUAGUCUUUCGAGUUCAAGUUUAUUUCUUUGCCACAUUUCAAAACUAUAAAAUUCUCAAUGUAAAAAGCUAAUAGCGAGGAAUCCCAAAGGAAACCACUUGUCUUAAAAGUAAUAGGCCUCCUCUGUUAUUUAUUAUAAACCAAUUAUUAACAGAAGUGUAAUAAUUAAGUCGAAUUAAUGACGGAGCUACUUAACAGUAAACAUUAUAUCAUAUGUAUUAUAGCAUAGUUAAGCUAAAAUGCAAAGCGAAAGGGGGAAAAAAGUCUAUACUCUGUAGUAUGGAAUUAAUCGACAACAUUACUUGUAAAUGACAAGAUAACAGUUUCGUAAGAAACAUACAUGUAUCCCGUGCAUUAUAUUUUAAGUUAGACCCAAUAGAGAGAGAUUUUUGAGAACUGUUGGGCUGAACAGUUUUCAAAAACCCAAAUUGCAAUUCGUUUUACUCUUAGUUUUCAGUUUUUCCCCUCCGUGCUUUCAUUUGUAUAUGCAUAAUCAAUCAUUUGUCUUAUUCGAAUCUUCCGUUAAUGUCUUAAGGGUUCAAUUUCAUUUUGUUCAUGUUAUGGACACUACUUUGUGGCUGAAUUAGUUUAAAUUUCGAGAUUCAUUUUUAUUAGUGAAUUCCCCAUACACUGCAAUUCAGUGGCGGGCUAGCUUGCUCAGUCAGUAUGAAUUGUGGACUGCGGACUACGGACCAGGUGGGUGUGAAACGAGGAAUGUCCCAGUAUAGGGCACGGAAUACGGACUACGUACUAGGUAUAACCGUGUGAAACGCUGAGUACAGAAAGUGUAUUCAAAGCCAGACUAGCGAGUAAAAUAAAAACAUAGAUUUGCAGAUUGUGGGCUAGUGUAGAAAACGAAAUGCGCACGGAGCGCCCCUCUUUUGUUCUUCUCGUAAAUUGCUAUUCUUUUUAGGAGCAAGCAAGGUCGCCCUCACUUUGGACGUGAAUACAAGGCGGCGUGUGAUACAUGUGAGAUGUGACAGUGAUGUGUUUGCACAGGAGUUCUCGCGGAGAGUAAGAACUAUUCAAACCGUAACUAUAAGAUUUAAGUUGUUUAAGUUGGGUUCUAAAGUUUUAAGGGGCUGCUUGUAGGAAAUUUGUGUCUUAAGUGUUUCAAAUCGCGAUCAAAUACGUGUUCGUUUGUUUUUUUGUUAGUGAACCCGAGCAAAUAGAAAGUCCAUUUCAUAACUUGACAUAGAAGAAUAUUUCAUAACUUGAAAUAGAAGAAGAUUGCAGUCAUUACAUAUAAUUUAAGUCUGAACUUUAUCCAAGGCGAAGUACUUGUAUCAUUUAUCAAAAUGGCAUUACUAAUUAAAAUAGUAGUUGGAUUUGUAUAAUGAUUAUAGAUUUAGUCAGGUAAAUGAUUUUUUAUCGUGAAUAAUGACUUCUUGCGCCCUUUGUGAAGGCGGCAAGUAAGCAAUACCCCUCAAACUUCAUUUCCUCAUCAUAUUGAUGGGGUGGCGACAAACUAAGCCUGUGUUUUUUUUCCCCAGAAUCCAGUCCUGUACAAUGGAUCACGUGACGGAUAUAUACGCACGUGUGAUGUUCGUUUGUCGGGCUCCAAUUGGCCCGUCAUGUGUCUAAGCCAAGGAAAGAUGGCGUCUGUCACGUGCUUGCGCGAACUACAAGACGAAAACUAUCUGCUUUCUAGUGGAUUGGACGGAUCGGUAAGGCCUUUUGUUGAUAGAAAAAAGAUUAGGAAAAGAAUCCGACCCAUUUUUUCGGACACAGAGGGGACCCAUUGUCCUCAUCAGUGGUACUGUAACGUCUGUAUUAGCAUUUUUACCCUUCUGUGAGAAUCGUUUGACUGGAUAAGAAAGGAAGUGUCUGUUGUCCGCAUCGACAGGCGUCUGUAUUCAGCAGCUUUGAAUUUCGAGGCAAUUUAAGGCCCUUCCCCAGGGACGAGGUAAGGGCUUUUCAGUACAACGGAGUUCAACUGUAUUUUAUACGUAUGUUUUCUUGUGCAAUUAUUGUUAAAAUAGGAAUUGUAUUUAAGCAUUGCAAAGCAAAUCACAUUGUUAUUGCCGGUUUUCAGUGUCACGCCAUUCAAAGUAGAUCAAAAAAAAAACUCAAAACCAUUCAAUAGAUAAAGUUAAGAAUCUGGGAAAUGAAAGGAGGUACAUAUACAAAGACCUUCGCCAAGAUUCAAGACAGAGGAAUAUUUCGUAUACGAGACAUCCGAAGAAAUGUUUUACACAAACUUAUAGAGAUUUGUAUGGAGACGACAUGCUGGUGCUCACAUGGAGAGGCUCCAACAUGGCGGACGGAAACCAACAGAAACAUCUGUUACCGAGUUUAGCUACAAAAGCGUGAAUUUAUUCUUCGACAAACUCAUAAACAUUAAAGUAAUACUUUUUCUAAUACAUGAACUGUUCAGAUAGCAAAAUUUCCUGAAAGAAGUCAUUUUUUUAACCUACAUGACAGCUCUCGUGGCCGUCAUGUAAAUGCCGCGUCACUUAAAGGCUUAGAAAUUCAAGCGUACUCUAUCACAAAACCAAGAACCCUUUUGAAGGCAAAAUUUGUAUGAAAAUUAGUUUUCAGCUGCUUUAAUGCAACGUGAAAGUAAAAUCUCGGUAGGAUCGAUAGUUUUUUAGUUUGAAUUUUAGUGACGUCAUGUGAAAACCAACAAUUGUCUUUGUAUGUUUGGAUUUAGACUUCUCUUUCUAUUUCACGUAUUGUCGUUUCAGAUUUGGUCAUUUUAUGUGCUUCAACUUAACCUCUGUUGUGCGUGUGUUUUUUUUGUUAUUAGCUAAAACUGUGGGACGUUAGGAUGACGGCCUGUGUACAGAAUUAUACAGGGCAUGUAAACGAGAUUACACACGGUCUUCCUUUCUACCUCGACGCUAGCGACUCUCUCAUCUUUGCGGGUAAGUUUUUAGGUUUUUUAAAGCCUUUAAAAUUAUUAUCAUCGAACGCACUCUGGCUGUCAUGCUAAGGAAAUAAAUGAGCAAUUUCAGGUGAAAGAAAAGGAUCAAGUUAAUGCCUGUAAGGGCUACAUGUGAGACUGCGUUCGGGCGAUUGGAUGAUGACGUCAUUUUACUACAACUACCAGAAUUCUUCAGUUUGUUGUUUUCUUGUGUAAAUUUGGGCUAUUGUUUUUUAAACCUUAGCAGGAUUGACAAAUUUAAAUAAGAAAGCAAAAACGAAAUGAAUUUUGGUAGUUGUAGCCAGAUGUCGUCAUCGUGAAAAUGGCCCAUUCCUACGAACUCGGAGUUCGAAGAAGCACCACACAAACAAAUCAAAAAUUCAAUCGUCGCGUAAACACGAUUCCUUUUGAUAACUAUUGCUGCGUCAUUGAGAAGACAAUCAAGAAAAAUCCACAUUUACUAAUUUAAAAGUCGAGCGUUUUUUAAAGGAAUCUUAACACUGUUCUUUUCUUUUUCAGCUGGACAAGAUUCAGUGACCCGUAUAUGGAGUGUGUCAAGCGGUGAACUGCUUCACUCAAUACCAUUUCCCAACGAUGUGGACAAGUCACUGAGUUCCAUUCCUGCUCUUUACUAUUCAGAGGAAUGGGGCGGGAAGGGGGGCAUGCCGGGAUUGCUCUAUGGGGCUGGUGACUCCAUUUAUGUUUACUCUUACUGAAAUUGUACAAAAAAAAAAAGAACUUUCAGGAGACGCGAGUCACUAAAUAAACACUUGCCUUCAUUUGGCUUCAACGGUAGAGGCACUUCUCAUCAUUGUGUGAAUUUCUUAGACCCCGUAAGUGUUUUCUUGUUAACUAAAACGCAUACAUUUUUGUGCUUUUUGACCUUGAAUCGACUGAAACGAUGAAACUGAAACGGAUGCAUCAGAAGACAGAAGUUUUGGAAAACAGUCGAACUGAAACUGGACGCUUUUGUAAGAGGAAGUCUAUAGUUUUAUGGUCCGUGGAGAAAAGCGGGGCAUUUUCAAACGACGCUAUGUCGUAUCAUGAAAGUCUUAGAACAGUAUGGGACACACACAUUGUAACAGCAACAACAACAUCACCAAACAAAAGUUUCUGCGAAGACAUUUAGUGUGGACGGGGUGCAGUAAUCUCUUGUGGCGUAAUAUACCAGUGGCCACGUAAGCCAUCGGAUCAGAGUAAAUAAAACUGCUCUGUAAAAUUCUUGAUUAAGCCGUUUAUUUGUUCAGAGACUUGCCUGAUCAGUGAAAAGUGGAAAGUAAAAUUAAAAAAUGUCCACUCUCUACUACCCUUACUGAAGACAGGACCACAGCUACAUGCAAAUGGAUGCAACAACUCCCGUGCAACAUUUUUGGGUCAACAAUGCGGACAAAAAUUUUGUUGUGACCUACAUAGCAAACACCAGGGCGGCGAGGGUCAAAUGCAGAAUAUGUGGCAUGGUAUGAGUACGGAAUAGCAUAAUUAUGCUGAAUGUAAUAUAUGCAGAAUGGUUCAAAGAAAUAAAUUCAACUGUAAAGCGCGCGCGGCACAGCCGCCCAGAAAAUGGCACAUGUUCCACCGGCUUGAAGACGCCCAUUUCAGUUUUAGUUUCUAUUUCAACUUGUCGUUGCUUAAGCUCCCUAUAGUCGUAUUGAGGACCACUUCAAACGAAGGAUGACGAAAAUACCAGAGCAAGGUGCGACAGAUUGUCAGGUUAAUAUAGGAAAAGUCACAACUGUGGUUUCAGUCUUCCGCAAUUUAAUUUGUAACU